Messenger RNA from Alternaria incomplexa, 285 nucleotides. RefSeq lists its product as uncharacterized. NCBI's taxonomy places the organism in Eukaryota, Fungi, Ascomycota, Dothideomycetes, Pleosporales, Pleosporaceae. The transcript has 2 exons. The coding region runs from base 1 to 285 and encodes 94 amino acids. The record is from RefSeq and is a predicted model, not a curated record.
AUGCAGCUCUUCAUCCCCGUCUUAGCUCUCUUGAGCACGCUUGUCGCUGCUGUACCGACCGCCGCAGCGGACGGUCGCGGGGCCACCAUCUUCACCGACAAAAACUUCAACGGCCGGUCAACCGCCAUUCCCGCCAACGACUUCUGCACCGACAUAGACAACAUCUUUGGCAACUUCGAUGGCAAGAUCCGCAGCGUCACCGUCGAGAAGGGCUACCACUGCAAGUUCUACACGUACGUCAUAUCGAUCACUCUCCUUUUACUUGGAAAGACCGUUGGAAACUAA